AUGGAUCAAGCACAGUAUGAUGCGAUCAAAGACAACUGGGGAGAGGUGGAGGACAGAGAUGGAGUCAGACUCAGUUGGAAUACCAUUCCCUCCACGCGCAUGGAAGCAAAUCGCUUGGUCGUUCCCUUGAGCUGCUUGUUAACACCACUGAAAGAAUUGAACAAGCCCCUCCUCAAUUACGAACCUGUCACAUGUCGAGCACCUUGUCGAGCCGUCCUAAAUCCCUUCGCAAAUGUCGAUGUACGUGCUAAGAUAUGGAUCUGUCCAUUCUGUUUACAGCGGAAUGCCUUGCCACGGCAUUAUGGAGAUAUUAGCGCAGAGAAUGUGCCGCCUGAGAUGCACAGUCUGAACACCACAGUGGAGUACCAACUCGCUCGACCAGCGCCCGCCCCACCAAUCUUCGUCUAUGUGAUUGACACUGCGAUUGAAGAGGAUGGUUUACAGGCAUUGAAAGAUACUCUUGUCAUGAGCCUGUCGCUACUCCCGGCCAAUGCCCUCGUAGGACUGGUGACUUUUGGCACCAACGUCGCAGUCCAUGAAAUUGGAUACACCGAGUGCCAGAAAUCCUAUGUGUUUAGGGGAAGUAAAGACUACGCUGCAAAACAGGUCCAAGAAAUGCUGGGCCUGGCUGCUCCAGGUCUAAGACCCAAUGUCCCCCCCGUACAAGGGCGACCGCCUCCGCCAAUGGGCCCUGCCGCCAGAUUUCUCCUCCCAGUCCAACAAGCCGAGUUCCAGAUUACCAACACCAUCGAACAGCUUCAAAAGGACCCUUGGCCAGUAGCGAACGAUCGCCGACCACUGAGAUGUACCGGUGUCGCACUCAGUGUUGCUGUUAGUCUUCUGGAAACAUCAUUCCAGAAUGCCGGGGCUCGCAUCAUGCUUUUCGCUGGUGGCCCUGCAACCGAAGGUCCAGGCCUUGUAGUUGCACCUGAACUUCGUGAACCCAUUCGGUCACACCAUGACAUCGAUCGCGAUACUGUCAAACACUUCAAAAAGGCCAUCAAAUUUUACGAUGGCCUGGCCAAACGAACGGCUCACAAUGGUCAUAUCAUCGAUCUCUAUCUUGGAUGCCUCGACCAGGUUGGUCUGCUCGAAAUGAAGGGCUUGGCAAAUUCUACUGGUGGUCAUAUGGUAUUGACUGACAGUUUCACAUCAUCUCAAUUUAAACAGUCCUUCGUUCGAGUCUUUGAGAAGGAUGAAAAUGAUGUUCUUCUUAUGGGCUUCAACGCCAACAUUGAGGUCAUCACAACCAAGGAGCUCAAGGUUACAGGUCUCAUUGGACACGCUGUUUCUGCAAACAAGAAAUCUAGCUCCGUUGGGGAGACCGAAUGUGGUAUUGGCAAUACUUCGGCAUGGAAAAUGUGUGGCAUCAACCCCACAUCGAGUUAUGGCAUCUACUUUGAGGUUGCAAACCAAGGAGGACCAACCCCCAUGCAACAAGGUCCACAGCGAGGCAUGAUGCAAUAUCUGACUUACUACCAACAUGCGUCUGGACAAUACCAUCUUCGUGUAACGACCGUGGCACGGAACCUGAGUGGUCCAGCAGGUGACCAAGCCUUGGCGCAAUCGUUCGAUCAAGAGGCUGCCGCCGUCCUCAUGGCUAGGAUUGCUGUUUUCAAAGCCGAAGUUGAUGAUGGACCAGAUGUUCUCCGAUGGGUCGACAGAAUGCUCAUUCGGCUCUGCUCUCGGUUCGCAGAUUAUCGGAAGGACGAUCCCACUUCGUUCAGGCUCGACAAAAAUUUCACCCUCUAUCCCCAGUUCAUGUUCCACCUUCGACGUUCGCAAUUCUUACAAGUCUUCAACAACUCACCUGAUGAGACCGCAUUUUACCGACAUGUCUUGAAUCAUGAAUAUGUGGGAGAUUCACUUAUCAUGAUUCAACCCACCCUGGACUCAUACAGCCUUGAGCAUGAAGGUGGUCAACCAGUGCUUCUUGAUUCCGCAUCCAUUCAACCGCAAACUAUACUACUCCUUGACACCUUCUUCCAAAUUCUGAUUUUCCAUGGCGAAACCAUGGCAGAAUGGCGAAAAGCUGGCUACCAGGAUCAAGAAGGCUACGAGAAUUUCCGAACCAUUCUCGAUACUCCGAAAGAGGAUGCUCGAGAACUUGUCCAAGAUCGAUUCCCUUUGCCGAGAUUCAUUAUAUGCGAUGCUGGUGGCUCACAAGCUCGCUUCUUGCUCUCCAAACUGAAUCCCUCCACAACCCAUGCGACUGGGGGCUAUGGUGGAGUUUCUCAAACAGCACAAACGAUAUUCACGGAUGAUGUUUCUCUGCAAACAUUCAUGGAUCACCUGAUGAAGUAA
Molecule: messenger RNA, 2304 nt
Organism: Exophiala bonariae
Lineage: Eukaryota; Fungi; Ascomycota; Eurotiomycetes; Chaetothyriales; Herpotrichiellaceae
Gene: SEC23
Product: GTPase-activating protein S23
Exons: 3
Coding region: 1-2304 (767 amino acids)
Biological process (GO): intracellular protein transport; endoplasmic reticulum to Golgi vesicle-mediated transport; COPII-coated vesicle cargo loading
Cellular component (GO): endoplasmic reticulum exit site; COPII vesicle coat
Molecular function (GO): zinc ion binding; GTPase activator activity
Source: RefSeq, a predicted model, not a curated record